UUCCCUCUCAAACGAAUCACUUCCUACAUUAUAGCCAAAAUUUCAUCCCUCUUCUCUCCCCAAAACACACACACACACACACACACACACCUGACAGUUCUUCUCCCGUACUUCUCAGCUCCGUCACAUCCUCUUUUCCCAAUGCGUUUCUUUCCUUCUCAACUUUCCAACAAAUCAAUUUAGAAAACACACACACACACACACCACAUGUUAUGUAUCUAUAGAGAGAGAGACAGAGAGAGAAAUGGAAAUCAAGAAGCUACUUCGCAUUAUGGAAAUCUUCCUGUUACUGGUUUUCCUGACAUGGGCGUCCGCCCGCCUGCCGUUCGCACUCAGAAUCUCGGCCGAGUACCUCCGGCAGCUCGCAAGGGUCGUCGUUAGUCCGCUCUUCAUUUUCCUCCUCAGCAACGUCAUAGUCCUAACCCUCUUCUUCAAGUCCCCCGGCGAUCUGAUCUUCCCACCGCAGACUACUUCUCAAAAUGUAACCGAGUCCCACAUGGAAUAUUUCUGCCCAGAGUUCAUCAAAGACGCCGGCAGAAGCUCCCCUCCCGCUGCGGAGGAUAUUGUAAUGUUCCAAGACAAGCAAACUGUUUUCGAAGUGACAAAAGUCAAAGUUCAUAGGAGGAGCCAGUCGUCGGAGACGAUGAGUACUUCGAAGCAGGAUUAUAAUAACCCAUGUAGUAGUUGCGGGAAGCAGCUGCGGCGGUCGGAGACGGAGAGGCGGCUGAGAGUGGAGGAGGUGGCGGCGGAGAGAGCAGAGGUGGUGGAUGAACUGAGCAACGAGGAGUUCCAGAGAGCCAUAGAAGCAUUCAUUGCUAAGCAAAUCAAGUUUCAUGAAGAAGAAAAGCUGGCGAUUGUGCUUCAUCAUGGUUGAACAAUUAUGUGUAAUUAUUAAUUAAUGCAGAUCAGUUUUUAGUGAUCAUAAUUCUAUAAAAUACUUUAUCAAGAAAUUGAAUUUUUCCAUAUAUAAAAUUACUCAUAUAAACA
Messenger RNA from Sesamum indicum (sesame), 987 nucleotides. Its product is annotated as tRNA-methyltransferase non-catalytic subunit trm6MTase subunit. The record is from RefSeq and is a predicted model, not a curated record. Lineage: Eukaryota; Viridiplantae; Streptophyta; Magnoliopsida; Lamiales; Pedaliaceae.